Molecule: messenger RNA, 1153 nt
Organism: Nasonia vitripennis (jewel wasp)
Lineage: Eukaryota; Metazoa; Arthropoda; Insecta; Hymenoptera; Pteromalidae
Product: protein D2
Exons: 5
Coding region: 421-1020 (199 amino acids)
Source: RefSeq, a predicted model, not a curated record
AGUAGUAAAAAAUAUCAUAUUGUAGGUGUGCACUAUAUACUAUAUAUAAUAUAUUUCAGAUUCACUGUAAUGAAUUUGUGGAACAGAGACAUGGGGAUGGUACGUCACGCGUCGAUUUCUCCUUUACAUAAGUCGGCAGAGUCGAAGCACCGGACGAUUCCCACUGCAUAGUCCAUCAUUGUCAUGGUUUUAACGGUGUAUUUUCAAUUGCUUUAUUCACAAUCAUCAUUGUCUUCCGAGAGUGACAUUUGUCGCCGAUUGUCCACGCCAAACCGACUUCAUCAGCCUUGCGAUGCGCCAGUGGGUUUUUUGGAGAUGCAAAGGCGGCGCGUGACGUCAUAGGCGAACGAACUAUCGUAAGUAUAAGUUUCGGCCGAGGAGAGAAACCAGACGCAGUCUCCGGUGCGACGUCGAAGAAAGAUGAAGCUUCUGACAGUAGGGCUCUUUGUUUUCGCAUGGAGUUUCGCAGCAGCCGAUGUUGCAUCGGAGUUAAAAGCUGCAAAAAUUGACCCAGAGCUCAUCGACAAUGCCCCAAAUGAGACCAUCGAGAUCAAGUACGGAGAUAAAGAGGUGAAGCUGGGAAACGAGUUCACUCCAUCGGAGACCAAAGAGAUACCCGAGGUGCAUUACAAACAUGAAGGCGGAGUUCUGUACACCCUCGUUAUGACAGAUCCAGACGUCCCGGUUCGUGGUUACAAUCGCGAAUGGCAGCACUGGGUGGUCGGAAACAUCCCUGAAGACAAAGUGGCCAAGGGAGAAGUAUUAACCGAGUACGUUGCGCCGGCGCCUUCGAAAACUACCGGGCUCCAUCGCUUCGUCUUCCUCCUCUACAAGCAGAACCAGGGCUCUAUCACUUUUGACGAAAGACGCAUUGGAAACCGAGACAAGAGGAGGAACCGAUUCUCUACUAAGAAGUUCGCCGAGAAAUACAAUCUGGAAGGGCCGAUUGCCGGCAACUACAUGAAGGCAAAGUACGACGACUACGUUCCUACAGUCAUGAAACAACUUGGAAUUUUUUGAAGGCUGGAUUUUUAUUGACUCACACACUAAUUUUAAGCAUAACAUGUUAUACUCAAUUUAUGCAUGUAUUAUUUUGAUAUCGAUUUAUACAGACGAACGCUAAUGUUGAUUUACAAUAUUUUUAAAAAACUUA